CUCAUCAUGGCCGACUAUGCUGCCGGUGUUGUCGCAUCCGUAGUGGUGCUCGCCGUGCUAUACAAGAAAUUCUCGUUAGCGAAUGGCAAGAAUGCCAUUCCGUUUCCACCUGGACCUCCCGCCCGUUGGUUCUGGAGCAAUGCUUUACCUUCUGUCAAUAUUGCUCGUGCGCUGACCGACCUAGUCCGGGAGUAUGGGCCUGUGGUAUCGUUCCGACAAGGCAGCCAAGUGAUCGUUGUCAUCGGCAGUGUUGAGGCAACCACAACCAUCAUGGAGGCAGAAGGUAGAUCCCUAGUAGAUCGUCCUCCGUCUAUCGCCGCGGGCGAGAUGCUCUCAAAUGGGAUGCGUCUUGUCAUGGCUCGUUCCGGAGAACGCUUCCGGCGUCUCCGCAAAGCGGUUCAUACCUAUCUCCAGCCCAAGACGGCAGAGGCAUACAAAGAUAUGCAGCACGAUAAUGCAAGAAAAUUUGUAUUAGACAUCCUGAAUGACCCUAAGAAUCACCAGAAGCACGCAGCGCGGUAUUCAGCAUCGAUCAUUCUUCGGGUGACUUAUGGGAAGUCUACACCAACUACCUACACUGAUCCCGAAGUUGUCCGUAUCUACAAAGUCCUCGAUCAUUUCGGACUUGUGAUGCGCCCGGGAGCUUAUCUCGUCGACCGUGUGCCUCUUUUGCGCUACUUGCCUGGUUACGGAAAGCAACUUACUGAGUGGCAUAAUGAAGAACUAAGUCUAUACAGACAUCAGUUAGGGCGCGUCAAGAGCGAAAUAGAACAAAACACAGCGGAUCCCUCUUUCACCAAGACACUGUUGGAACACGCCGAAGAUCACCAACUUGCGACAGAUGAGAUGGCUUAUCUCGCCGGAACACUCUUUGGUGCGGGAGCUGAUACAGCAAGCUUGGUUCAGACCACUGUAGGAAUCACCGCUGCUAUUAUGGCUGCGGCGUGUCACCCGCUAGCUCAGGCAAAGGUGCACGAAGAGCUCGAUAUGAUCAUCGGAUCAGACAGAGCACCAACAUUUAAAGACUCGAGCUCGCUUCCUCAAUUGCACGCGUUCCUGUUGGAAGCCUUGAGAUGGAGACCUGUCAUUCCCAUAGGAUUUCCCCAUCGCGCAACUCGGGAUAUUAUUUGGCAAGGAUAUCGUAUUCCUGAGGGUGCAACGGUCUACGGAUGUCAUUGGGCAAUCUGUCGCGAUCCAAUUGCCUUUCCAGAUCCUGAAAAAUUCGAUCCUCAACGCUGGCUUGAUUCCGAAGGCCGCCUUAAGGACGGUAUGAAGUCUUUCACCUUUGGCUUUGGUAGACGGGUAUGUCCCGGCAGGCAUCUCGCAGAGAAUUCAAUGUACAUCGGCCUCGCACUUCUCUUCUGGUCUUUCCGCAUUGACCAACGAUCUGACGCUCCAAUCAACACGCAGGCUAGUGAUAGUGUUGUUUCUCGUGCGGCGCCAUUUGAAAUUGAUGUGAUUCCACGGAUCGAAGUUGCGAGGUUGAAGGAGAUGAUGGCGGACGAGAGUAUGUAUUGAAGAUGUCGUGUUACUAUUCGUACUCCUGUCAUUGCGGGUUUGUUCAUUUUACUUGUGAAAAUCCGACCCCGAAGGCCUGACGAUGCUACUGUUUAUUCUUCUAUCAUUCACACCGUGACUAAUGGUGGGCUCGUUCGCUUUACUUCGUAUGAAAAUUUACAUAUAACGGUCCUUGUUGGUUCAUGAAGCCCACCAAGCAGUAGCUGGUACCGUCGUCGACAAUGUUGCCGUCGAAUUGAAGUGACUCGAGG
Molecule: messenger RNA, 1769 nt
Organism: Suillus subalutaceus
Lineage: Eukaryota; Fungi; Basidiomycota; Agaricomycetes; Boletales; Suillaceae
Product: cytochrome P450
Exons: 11
Coding region: 7-1518 (503 amino acids)
Molecular function (GO): heme binding; monooxygenase activity; oxidoreductase activity, acting on paired donors, with incorporation or reduction of molecular oxygen
Source: RefSeq, a predicted model, not a curated record